AUGUCACUCAAACUUUUGCUCGUCCUCUUUGCUUCCAGCUUUCUCUUUUCACCAAGUCACGGCCACCCGUCCUAUUUGGACGUUCAAGUAUUAACACGCAACGCACCCGAGUACACUACUGAAGGUACACAUGCUGCCAUUGUAGAGGGACUUCGAGAGGCGGCUUUGCACAAGCGAGACCGAGAGUACAAGGCUAGCCAGAAGAUCGACAUGAGCUGGCAAGACGCCGUCAUUUUCGCAAGGUAAGUCUUUUCCGCACGAGCCUGACGCGUACAUCUGACGCAUCCAUUUAGAAGUGGCGAGCAAAACAUCGGUAACAACUCGAAGGUCACGGAAUCUGUGCAAGUCAACUGCAAAACGUGCUACAUUAAAGGCACAGCUUCGGCGGUGCUUAAUGUCAAGACGAGCGAGACAUCACCCAACUACUAGAGACCGCCAAGGUUACCGUCGAGAACGACGUCAACAACACGAUUCACGCAGUAGAGGAUGCUUUGGAAGACUUUUACCACAACUGCAACAUUUCGUGCGAGAUGCACUACUUUGGGGACGUGGUUAAGGCCUUGUAUGACGACGGCGUCCAAAUUGAAGACCUGCUACCACCGAACGUGAAUGUGUCUUUUGAGCAAAAUUUCACAUCGCCGAUCCCGGACACGACUGUAACGUUUCGUUUCGAUGAUCUGGACCUAUAUCUGGAGCUCGAGACCAUACUCAAUGCUUCUGCCUCCUACACAUUGCCUUUAAUCGCCGGCGCUGCGACCAACAUCAAUCUAGACGGUACAUUGAAGCCCGGGGCCUUUUUCAAUGUCGACUUGAUCCUCGAGGUGGAUGGCUCACUGGACAUCACCAGUGGUCUGCACAUCAAAGUGGACGACCAUGUCGCGCUUGAUAUGCAGCUUUUCGGUCACGAAGCAUCGGGCAUUGACUUUCGCGAAGGCCGAUUCGAGCUUUUGCCGGUCCGUGUUCAAAGUGCGGAUGCCACCUUCAGGGCAACCUUGAGGCUCAGCGCCACAGUAGCCCUCGCAGCUGGCGUUCCGGAACAUUUGCCCAACGUGACGAUUGGAAGUCACCACCUCUCAGACUACCAACUUGCGGGCGGUCUCCUGGCGGGCGUCAGUGCCGAUGUCGCAGUCUUUGAAACGGAGAUCAAAGCCUCACCGGAGGAUCCAGAGUGCCAGCUCAAAGUGAUUCAAGACUACUCUCUCGUCCUGGGAGCUACGGCUGGCGCGCAAGCGACGGUUGGCACCGCUACCUACGGGCCGCACCCUACCAAGACAACCGCCAUCUACACCACCACACUAGACAGCUACUGCACAACUUCUGCUCCCAUAGUCACCAGUGCUGCCGUACACAGGAAGCGACAGCACAGUGACGACGACCUGUCCACUACAAAGCUGUCCAUUACCAUCGUCCACACUGCAAUUCAAUGCCCACUGGGAGCCACAGGACAAUGCCCUGUCGCCCUCCAAACGACGUUGCGAUCAACUGAGAGUAGCACCACGAGCCUCGUGGGCCCCUCGAGCGAGAUCGAGAACUCAUCGAGAUUCCCAACGCCAACCCCCGUCUCGAUCACCGCCGUCCCGUUCGGCACCAAUGCAACAACUUUCCCAGCCAUGUCAGGUAAGCCAACAAUGUACACACCAACACCGACCAACAUUGCCGGUGUCGCCAGUGCCAUUGCUUCGAAAGUGCACAAACACAAGGUCCUCGCCAUCGAACUUGGGGUCGGCAUUGGCCUGGGCGUGCCUUUGCUCGCUGUACUUGCAGGUGUCGUGAUUUGGUACGUCUCCCAUCAAUCUCGCGACCGAUAUUCUCACAAACUGCUUACUCCUACUCCUUCUCCCAGCUGCUGUUGCCUCCAACGCAGGAAGCAGACUCCCGCUCCGACGGCAGACGUCUUCUGGCAGAGUGCCCCGGCAAUGCAACAAUCUACGGUCUAUAUGCCCAGGAAGAGUCCUUGA
This is a messenger RNA of Lecanosticta acicola, 1958 nucleotides long. NCBI's taxonomy places the organism in Eukaryota, Fungi, Ascomycota, Dothideomycetes, Mycosphaerellales, Mycosphaerellaceae. The record is from the annotation of a GenBank genome assembly.